UAUAACCUGUAAGAUUUAUACAUAUUUGACAACUUCUUUCGCAAAAAUGACAACCACCACGACAUAUCAAGGGAUGGAGCCCGGCUCUAAAAGCAGUUCCAGGGUAUUGCGCCCUCCCGGCGGCGGCUCCAACAUUACAUUUGGUGCAGAUGAGAAGAAGCCUCCUGUCCGGAAAGACAAGAUGGCCUCCAGUGUUUUCGCUGAGCCAGAGGACCCCUAUGCCAAUCGAAGGAACAAUCCACCAGGUGGGAAGCCCACAGGUGUGCUUUGUGGUGAGUCAUCAGCCCCCCUGAGGAGAGGAGGGAGCCAAACCAGCAACCAAUCUGCAGACGCCCCCGCCACAGAUGGAGAAAAUCUUGUACGUGAUUAUGACAACAGUGCUCCCGAGCCUGAAGCCGUUCCAGAGCAGAAGGAGGAGGCCCCUCCAGCAGACGAUCCCGCUGCAGGAGUACCGUCUGGUCGCAGGAAUCCCCCUGGGGGAAAGUCUAGCCUCAUUCUGGGAUGAAUCCCUGCCAACCACCCCUACCUAUAUCUACUCAUGUCUGAACUCAUGCCUUUUUUUUUUAAAAACAAGAAUCCCCAGCCCAUUUGUCUGUAUCACAGGAAUCUUAUCUGUUGUCCAACUGACACCAGUUUACUCCACAUCCCCAAGUGCAUUGUUUUGAUACCUCUUUUUUGGAAACUGUUUUGUACUGUUUGUUUGUUUUGACAGAAGCACUUUAUGUAUUUCUAUAUAUAUGGUUUAAAGUCUGCCUUUGCCCCUGUAUUGUAUUAGACCUUCCGGACAGGGUAAAGA
Messenger RNA from Etheostoma spectabile (orangethroat darter), 796 nucleotides. Its product is annotated as jupiter microtubule associated homolog 1. Gene Ontology annotation, cellular component: nucleus. The transcript is spliced from 5 exons. Bases 47 to 505 code for a protein of 152 amino acids. The record is from RefSeq and is a predicted model, not a curated record. Lineage: Eukaryota; Metazoa; Chordata; Actinopteri; Perciformes; Percidae.